GGGAGAGUCUGGUGGGGUCUCCCCCUCUUCGUCGCGGCUCCGAAGCGGCGGCGGCCAUGGAGUUCCCCGGGGGAAAUGAGAAUUACCUGGCUAUCACGGGGACGACCCACCCUUUCCUGUCGGGGGCUGAGACUUUCCACACGCCAAGUCUGGGCGACGAAGAGUUUGAGAUUCCACCCAUCGCGCUGGACGCUGACCCUUCCUUGGCUGUUUCCGAUGUGGUUGGGCACUUUGAGGACUUGGGUGACCCCGUGACUGCCCCCGAUGCCACUUUCUCGGCCCAGUAUGGGGUUCAGGCCCUUGACAUACCUGUGGGCAUUAGCCAUGGCCUUAUGGAGCAAGGGGGCGGGCUGCUCAGCGGUGGGCUAACCAUGGAUUUGGAUCACCCCAUGGGAACCCAGUACAGCGCCAAUCCACCUGUCACCAUUGACGUGCCUAUGACAGACAUCAGCACUGGCCUCAUGGGGCAUGGGCAGCUGACCACCAUCGACCAAUCAGAGCUGAGCUCUCAGCUGGGACUCAGCCUGGGAGGAACUUCGAUCCUGCCUCCCACGGCCCAAUCUCCCGAGGAGCGGCUUACACCCGCCCCUUCACCCGCCAAUUCUCUGCAGGAGGAGGAGCCAGAAGAAAUCAGGCGGGUUACACCCGCGGUUGUGCUGGAGAUCGGGAAGAAGCAGAAACCACCCAAGAAGCAGAAAAAAAAGAAAGAUCCCAAUGAGCCCCAGAAACCCGUUUCUGCCUACGCCCUCUUUUUUCGGGACACCCAGGCGGCCAUUAAGGGGCAGAAUCCCAAAGCCACCUUCGGCGAGGUCUCCAAGAUUGUCGCCUCGAUGUGGGACAGCUUGGGAGAGGAACAGAAGCAAGUCUACAAGCGGAAAACGGAAGCCGCCAAGAAAGAAUAUUUGAAAGCGCUAGCUGCCUAUCGGGACAACCAAGAGUGCCAAACCACGGUUGAGACGGUGGAUCUGGACCCGAUCGCCUCUCCUUCAGAGCCGCCGGCCCCCGUUGUGGAAUCGGCUUCUCCCCCGGUGGCCCCGGUGCCAGCCAAUCCUCCGGCCCUGGAGAGCCCACCUCCUCCUCCUCCACCUCCUCCUCCUCCCGCGGUCGUCCCCACCCAGCCCACGGUGGUGGUGACCUCCAGCGCCGGCCCCCAGUCGGCCGGCCAAACCAGCAUCACCAAGAUCAUCAUUCCCAAACAGAUGCUGCCGUCCUCGCUGGCGGUCACGUCGCAAGGCGGGGUGGUGACGGUCAUACCCGCCACGAUGGUGACCUCGCGGGGGAUCCAGCUGGGGCAGCUGCAGGCUGGGACAGGGACCACCCAGAUCGUCACGCGCUCGGUUUUAGCUGCGGCCGCCGCAGCCGCUUCGUCCAUGCACCUGCCGCGGCUGCAGCCUCCCCCUCUUCAGCAGAUGCCUCAGCAGCCCCCCGCCCAGCCGGUCACCAUUCUCCAGCAGCCCCCCCCUCUUCAGGCCAUGCAGCAGCCGCCCCUGCAGCAGAAGGUGCGCCUCAACCUCCAGCAGCCCCCGCCCCCCCUGCAGAUCAAAAUCCUGCCCCCGCCGGCCCUUCAGAUCCAGCCCAUUGCCCUGCGGACGGAAGACAACAGCCCCGAGAGGCUCGGUGCUGAGCUCCAAGCAUCUCCGGAGCCCAUCGACGUCGUGCCAGAGGUCGAAUCUCCAACGCAAAUGCACGUCGAGCUAGUCUCCGAAUCACCCAUGGCCAUGUCGCCCCGCCCUCGCUGCAUCCGUGUGGGCUGUGACAACCCUCCGGUGGCCAACAGCGACUGGGACAACGAAUAUUGUAGCAACGAGUGCGUGGUUAAACACUGCAGGGAUGUGUUCCUAGCUUGGCUGGCUUCCCGCAAUUCCAACAACAACGUGGUCUUUGUGAAAUAACCCCGCUCCUCCCCCAGUCCGUAACAACAGUGCUGGGGAAGGA
Molecule: messenger RNA, 1935 nt
Organism: Protobothrops mucrosquamatus (brown spotted pit viper)
Lineage: Eukaryota; Metazoa; Chordata; Lepidosauria; Squamata; Viperidae
Gene: TOX4
Product: TOX high mobility group box family member 4
Exons: 9
Coding region: 57-1892 (611 amino acids)
Biological process (GO): regulation of transcription by RNA polymerase II
Cellular component (GO): nucleus
Molecular function (GO): chromatin DNA binding
Source: RefSeq, a predicted model, not a curated record